AUGGCUGCUUCCAAUGUCUUCUCAGAUUCCUCUUCCUCUUCCUCUUCUUCCUCUAAACGUAAAUGGAAUCACGACGUGUUCUUGAGUUUUAGAGGCAAAGACACCCGUAAGAACUUCACCGAUCAUCUCUAUACUUCUCUAAUCCAAGCAGGAAUAUCCACAUUUCGAGAUAAUGAUAUUUUUAAAGGAGAAAAUAUAUCCUUGGAGCUUCUUAAAGCAAUUCAUGAAUCAAGAAUUUCUAUACCAGUCUUCUCCAAAGGCUAUGCUUCCUCUCGGUGGUGCCUCGAUGAACUUGCAGAGAUUAUUAAGUGCAAGAAUACAAUUGGCCAGAUUGUAAUUCCUCUAUUCUACAAUGUCGAUCCCUCAGAUGUGCGGAAACAAACUGGUAGUUACGGAGAAGCUUUUGAAAGAUUUGAAGAAUUUAAAGAAGAAAUGGACAAAUUGAAGAAGUGGAGAAAAGCGCUUACUGAGGCAGCAGAGCUAGACGGAUGGGAUCUCCAAAAUGUUGCAAAUGGUUGCUUCUUGCUAGAGGAGGGAGAUUUGGCUUGUGGGGUAGAGGUAAAAGCACCGACCCCUUGUUGUGUGGAAGCCAAAGUUCUAGGGUUUUUGGGUGUAGGCUCAGAAAGUGGAGUAGUAGGUGGGUCCUUGAGUUUUGCGAGAGGUGGAGCAGAUGCCAUGGGUCAGGUUGAUUUAAACCGGAUUCUCCUUUUAUAG
Messenger RNA from Hevea brasiliensis (rubber tree), 714 nucleotides. RefSeq names its product disease resistance protein RPV1-like. NCBI's taxonomy places the organism in Eukaryota, Viridiplantae, Streptophyta, Magnoliopsida, Malpighiales, Euphorbiaceae. The coding region runs from base 1 to 714 and encodes 237 amino acids. The record is from RefSeq and is a predicted model, not a curated record. Gene Ontology annotation, biological process: signal transduction. The transcript has 2 exons.